Penaeus monodon (black tiger shrimp) is the source of this 994-nucleotide messenger RNA. RefSeq names its product protein SPT2 homolog. The record is from RefSeq and is a predicted model, not a curated record. NCBI's taxonomy places the organism in Eukaryota, Metazoa, Arthropoda, Malacostraca, Decapoda, Penaeidae. Gene Ontology annotation, biological process: regulation of DNA-templated transcription; nucleosome assembly. Gene Ontology annotation, molecular function: histone binding; DNA binding. Gene Ontology annotation, cellular component: nucleolus.
AGCAAGGCCAAAGCAGCACCUCCACCGAUGAGCUUUGAGGAGUUGCUGAAAGUGGCCCAGAAAAAACAGACUCUGCCAGGUGGCAAAACGGAAGAAGAGGCCAAGAAAAAAGUUAAGGAGCAAGAGAAAAAGAAGGACAUAGAUCGGCCACUCACUGCCUGGGCAAGUUGCCUCCAGAGAAGAAGGAACCAGAGAAGUCCAAGGAGAAGGGACAGAAGAAUGAGCCAAGUAGUCAGGAAGAGAAAGCAAAGAAGGAUGGCGAAAAGAUGGUUGGGAAGAAUAAGCCUCCAAGUAAACUGCAACAGGCACUGGAGAAACCAAAGCCUGAACCCAAAGUGAUUGACAGAAGUAAGUACUUUGCAGUUCCAGCAGGGGCCAAACCACGAGAACUUCCUCAAAGCAGGGACUCAAAGCCUUCCCAGAAUUCUAAACAGAUGCCUUCCAAGUCCCAAGACAGCCGAGCAGUCUCAGCCAAUGAUGGCAGACAGCAGAAAAACAGAGAGUUUCCUCCGAGAGACCUCAAGCCCCAAAAGUCCCGAGAUUUCCCACCAAAAGACAAAGGACGUCCAUUCCCUCCCCCAGACUUGCAUCGACGACAACCCCCUGGUCCAUCGCUCAAGAGAGGUCGAAUUGAGAGUGAUUCUGAAGAGGAGUAUGACUCAGAAAUGGAUGAUUUCAUUGAUGAUGGGGAAGAAGAAUUGGAUUACUCAAAUGAAAUCAAGAAGAUGUUUGGAUAUGAUAAGAGCAGAUAUAUGGAUGAAGAGGAUGACUGUGACGAUAUGGAGGCCUCAUUCUCUCAGAUGCAGAAAGAGGAGCGUAUUUCUGCUAAAAUUGGUCUCAUGGAAGAUCUGGAGGACAUGGUAGAUGAGGCCCAUGCAUGAAUGGAAACCCAGAGGCAAGAGAGAAAUUGAGAAGUAGAUGAAAAAAGCUCUUGAAUCCAUCUGUACAUAAUUUUUAUGAUACACCUGUGCCAGUAAUGAAUUUUAUAUGUAUA